AUGGAGGCCAGUUCUACCAGCCUCAAGAGGCUGAAAUUUGGGAAGCUGAAGGUGGUACGUCGGCGCUUGCUGCAGAGAUAUGAGCACCAGCCCUUCAUCUCCUGCCUGGCUGGUUUCUACAGCUGCCGGUGGAAGCGGUACCAGCGUGAGAGGACAGAGCCUGGGAAGUGCUGCUGCAAGAUGCGGGAAUGCAUGUUUUUCCCAUUGCUAGUUGGAGCUUUCUGCCUUUCUCUGGUCUUUCUGUACAUGAGCUCUGGAGCGAAAAAUGACUACAAUAACUUUGACUGGUAUACCUAUAUAAACCUGGGCUUCUGGUUUCUCUGGUCUCUUGUUGUCCUCACUGUGGCUGUAGUGUCGUUCAUGUACAUCGCGCUGUUAUUGGUCCUAGCGAUGUGUUUGCUUGCAGAAGGUCAGCAGCUCUACCUGCACUGGAGUCACAAGAUGGGGACUUUACUUGUCUUGGGCCUCUCCAUCUCAGCCCUCUUUGUGAUUUCAGUUCUCUGGGGACAAAUAUGGCAAACUGUCCGUCUGUCCUUCCAGAUCACAGCCCCCUAUCUCCACAUAGGGGCAAUAGCCAUCAUGGUCCUCCUGUCCUGGCCCGUGGCUCUUCAUGCUGUCAGAGCAGAUAAGAAAGUUGUUCGGGUGAUAAUUGUUGGUCCAUACCUGGCUAUCCUUCUCUUUCUUUUCUUGAUACCUCUGGGGAUGUACUCUCCUUGCAUCAGAGAGAUGGGGACACUUGGACCAAAGCCAGCCCUCAUUGGACACCGUGGAGCACCCAUGUUGGCACCAGAAAACACUGAGAUGUCAUUUCAGAAGACAAUUGAACAUGGUGGGGAUGGUCUUGAGACAGACGUCACCAUUAGCUAUGAUGGGAUUCCUUUCCUCAUGCAUGACAACAGCCUAAAGAGGACAACUAACAUCCAGGAACUCUACCCCAAUUACAGUGAUAAACAUGCUGCUUUUUUCUCCUGGGAUACCCUGAAGGAGUUGAAUGCUGGAAUGUGGUUCUUUAAGGACAAACCAUUUGCAUGCAUGGGCUCACUGUCAAGGGCAGAUCAAGACCAGGCAAUGAAUCAGUCAAUUUACACCCUGAGCAGUUUCUUACGCCUCGCAGACACUCAUAAUAAGCUUGUGAUAUUUGAUCUCUACCGUCCUCCAUUGACACAUCCUUACAGGAACUUAUGGAUCAACAGAACUCUGGAAGUCAUCCUCAAAGAAGUGAGGAUUAAACCCCAUCUGGUCUUAUGGCUGGACAACAACUUCAGGUCCUUAGUUCGGUCUGUUGCUCCUGAGUUUCAGCAGACAAGGGGCACUAAGGCCCCAGUUGAAGACCUAUUGAUGAACAAGAUUGACAAACUCAAUCUGGCCUACACUGAAAUGUCCAGUGAAGAUAUCCGGAAAUAUGCUGAAGUAAACAUCACCACCAACUUCUACGUGAUCAAUGAGCCAUGGCUUUACUCCCUGGCGUGGUGCUCUGGGGCACACUCUGUGACCACCAAUUCUGUCCACAUGCUGAAGAACCUCAGCCAGCCACUCUUCCUCAUGACACCACAGCAGUACAACAUCAUGUGGAUCCUGACAGAUCUGACCUCUGUGCUCCUCAUCUCACUUGUCUUCACUCUGCACUGGUGGCGAGAAAGGACCGUCUCCUGCUGUCCCCAAGAAGAUGGCUCCAUGCUGGAGGGUGGAACCUACAACAAGUUCAGGACAGAGCUCAGUGACAUACCUACUGUCGUGGCCUGA
This is a messenger RNA of Apus apus (common swift), 1743 nucleotides long. It is a transcript of the gene GDPD4, whose product is annotated as glycerophosphodiester phosphodiesterase domain containing 4. The coding region runs from base 1 to 1743 and encodes 580 amino acids. Gene Ontology annotation, molecular function: glycerophosphodiester phosphodiesterase activity. The record is from RefSeq and is a predicted model, not a curated record. The transcript is spliced from 15 exons. Gene Ontology annotation, cellular component: membrane. Gene Ontology annotation, biological process: lipid metabolic process. Lineage: Eukaryota; Metazoa; Chordata; Aves; Apodiformes; Apodidae.